Molecule: messenger RNA, 1332 nt
Organism: Periconia digitata
Lineage: Eukaryota; Fungi; Ascomycota; Dothideomycetes; Pleosporales; Periconiaceae
Source: the annotation of a GenBank genome assembly
AAGUGCUGUGGUCUAUCUGCGUGUCUUGAUAUAUGUGGAUGGCUGCCAUUGCGUCCCACUCUCAUCAUGUUUACGUAUGAUCGGGCUGUUCUUUUUGGUGCUGCUGCUGCAGUGCGACUUUUCCUGUUCACUGCGUUCCCCUCAUUACCCAACCUGCUAGCUGGUCGUGUCGAGGUGUCCACACCAGUAACAAGUUUCAAAAGGCUUCAAGAAGGCCUAUUUCUCUACUCCCACAACGUGUCCCCCUACGAUGGCGGCGUAUACCACCAGGCGCCCCUCCUACUUCCCUUGUUUUCCCUCCUGCCAAACCCAUCCUAUCACCCUCUCGCGACCAACCUUCUGUUCAUUGUGGUGGACCUUCUAAGUGCCUAUGCACUCGUUCAGAUCGCCAGCAGUGGCCAGGCGUCCGUCACACGCUUCUUCAAGUCCACGCGGAAAGACUUGCGAUGGACCAAUACCGCCAUUGCGGCAGGCUUCUUAUUCAAUCCUUUCACGUUCUUGACAUGUCUUGCCCGCUCGACUUCGACCUUGAGCAAUCUGUUCAUCCUCACUGCCAUGGCCAAGGCAUGCCAGGGAGCCAGCGUCACCUUCCUACUUGCCCUCUCUUUUGCUUCUUAUCUUUCCAUGCAUCCCAUCAUCCUCUUUCCUCCUCUUCUAGUGCUGCUAUAUGACGCUCGUGCCAUGAGGACGAAAUCCACCGCCAAUCCCGUUGCAUUUACCGCGAUACACACUGUGGCUCUAGCGGGGAUGAUCGGUGCUUUGCUUGGUGUAUCUGCACUUUUGACUGAUUCAUGGGAUUUUUUGGCAUCGACCUACGGAGUUCGACUUCUUCUGCCAGAUCUCACGCCCAACGUGGGGCUGUGGUGGUAUUUCUUUACUGAGAUGUUCGAUUCGUUCAGAGAGUUUUUCCUGGGCGUCUUCUGGCUGCAUGUCGUGUCAUAUGUGCCUGGGCUGACCAUUCGGCUCCGCAAGCAACCGCUCUUCGUUGCCGUCACUAUGAUCGGGAUCUUUUCCAUCUUCAUACCAUAUCCCAGCAUCGCGGAUGCAGGCCUAUAUCUAUCCCUGAUUCCUCUCUUCAAUCACCUAUUUCCUCAUAUGCGAUACACGUUCUUCGCGCUCGCAAAUACCAUGUACGCUUCGUUUCUCGGUCCCGCAUUCUACCAUCUUUGGAUAUAUGCUGGUUCGGGCAAUGCCAACUUUUUUUAUGCAAUUACAUUGGUAUGGAGCUUAGGCCUUUCCAUCAUCGUCGGAGAUUCUGUAUACGCUGCAUUGCGAGAUGAACUGGAUGUUGAACGACCAGAUUUGCGUGACAAGGAGGUUAUACGGAUAUAG